AGACUGACUGUAGAAGAGAAAGAAAAGAAAAGAAAAGAAAAAACCGGAAAAUCAUGCCGAGGUCUUUUCUUGUGAAGAGUAAACGGGCCCACAGUUACCACCAGCCCCGCUACGUGGAUGAUGACUGCAGUGGACUGGAUACGAUUCUGGCUCACGCGUGCUUUGAGACCAAAUCCCAGGCGGAGAACUUGGAGCCGCAGGUGAAUGUGUGUGCCGACAUUGACAGAUUGGCCCACGGGUCCCGGCUAGUGUCCCCGAGGUCGCUGUCCUCUGGCUCCCCGCUGAGCUGUGAAGGCAGCGUGUGUCACCGAUCAUCCGACUGUGAUUUCUGGCGUCCCCCGUCUCCUUCCUCCUCACCAGAUUUAGAGAAAUGCUCCACUCCAGCAGCGGAGGACGGUCAUCACUUCAACACCCCCCUCUUUCCCUACUCUUGGUCAGCAUACUCCAACUCUGAGCUCAGGCAUCUGGUCCAGGGACCAUAUCACCACCAGCAGCACCAGCUCCAGCAGCAGCAGGGUCACCACAAAGAGCCCGGCUCACCCAUCAGUAUGUACGGAGCAGAGGACAGAGGCGCAGAGGCGCUUUACGCACAGCGAGGCCCCGUGUCCGGAUGCUACCACGAUUUUUCUUCAGCGGCCCAACAAAUCCGCAGGAUGCAGGACGCCGGCGAGCUUUGUCUGGAUGUGAAGCCGAAGAAUUUCAGCGUGGACAUCAAGUCUGAAACGGAUUUCAUCUGCUCCAACUUUGAGUCAAAUGGGUCCUAUAAGUGCGCCAAAUGUUACAAGGUGUUUUCCACUCCUCACGGCUUGGAGGUUCAUGUCCGGCGGUCGCACAGCGGAACGAGGCCGUUUGAGUGCGGAAUCUGCGGGAAAACCUUCGGCCACGCAGUGAGCCUGGAUCAGCACAGAGCCGUUCACUCGCAGGAAAGAAGCUUCAGCUGUAAAAUCUGCGGCAAAAGCUUCAAGCGCUCCUCCACACUGUCCACGCACCUGCUCAUCCACUCGGACACGCGGCCUUAUCCGUGCCAGUACUGCGGGAAGAGGUUCCACCAAAAGUCAGACAUGAAAAAGCACACAUUCAUCCACACAGGAGAGAAGCCGCACAAGUGCCAGGUUUGCGGGAAGGCCUUCAGUCAGAGCUCCAACCUGAUCACGCACAGCAGGAAACACACGGGCUUCAAACCUUUCAGCUGCGACCUGUGCGGGAAAGGCUUUCAGAGGAAAGUGGACCUGAGGAGACACAAGGAGACGCAGCACGCACUCAAAUGAACAGACGCUUUAGAAACGAGAAAUUCUGCACUUUUAUUUGACUUGACCUGUAUGCAUUUUAUUUUAUUCUAUUUUAAUUGCUUGCUGCGUUUGCCUUCAUUUUCAUUUUUCUAUUGUUCAGUGUAGUCAAUUAUUUAGACCAAACUAUUAUGUUGGUUCAUGGAAAUUAAAUUGUAUUUAUGGAGUGUGUUUUUAAAUUAUUCAUAUUUAAAAGGUUGAAUGAUUUAUCAUUUUUAAACGCCUGCUUUAAACUUUCUUAACAGUGAAAUGGAAAUGCAGCACAUUUAGUCAAUCUGUUGGAUUUAUUGUCAGUCAUUAUUAAAAAUUAAAUAUUAACCUUUAAAGCUCA
Molecule: messenger RNA, 1617 nt
Organism: Solea senegalensis (Senegalese sole)
Lineage: Eukaryota; Metazoa; Chordata; Actinopteri; Pleuronectiformes; Soleidae
Gene: gfi1aa
Product: growth factor independent 1A transcription repressor a
Exons: 6
Coding region: 54-1268 (404 amino acids)
Cellular component (GO): nucleus
Source: RefSeq, a predicted model, not a curated record